Molecule: messenger RNA, 1617 nt
Organism: Psylliodes chrysocephalus
Lineage: Eukaryota; Metazoa; Arthropoda; Insecta; Coleoptera; Chrysomelidae
Source: the annotation of a GenBank genome assembly
AUGGGUUUUAAAUAUUUACAAAUUAACAAAAAAUUGUUACCAAUAAAAACUCAUUAUUUUUUUUGGAACGCAGGUCUAUCCACAAUUCAACCUCACUUAAGCUCAUAUGCGCGACAAUUGGGAUUUUCCAGUGUAGUUGUUGGCUUCCUUUUUACAGUUAUGCCUAUAAUGUCGAUAAUAUUUAGACCUUUAUUGGGAAUGGCAGCAGAUAAGUUUAAUCGUCAAAGAGAAUUAUUUAUUGGUUCGCAAAUACUACUUUUGGUAUCUUCUAUGGGUAUACUUUUCAUUCCAGCUUUAGAUGUUAAGCAUGCUUCUGUGAACUUAUUAUGUUCAUCUGAUCAAACUGCAGUAUUACAGAUACCAGAAAAAGUUAUAAAUAAUUGUACCUUAAAUAGAUACAAAACGCAUAAAGAAUUUGAGAUUAUAAAGCUUAGAGAUGAGAACAACAUGGAUACAAGUGAAUUUAUAGGAACAUUUUUGACAGAGAAGAUCGUGGCUAGCUAUGACUUUUUAAAAGUCCCAAUAAAACAAAUUAUAGAUGAAAACAGUACAGUUUUUUUGUGCAGUGAAACAAAUGGAACUUCUUAUCAAAUUUAUAAUGAACACUUCAAUAAUUAUAUUUAUUAUCCCGAGAUAGGCACAGAACAUAUUAAUACAAAAUACUGGUAUUGGUUAUUUUUUACUGUAAUGGUAUGUUUUAAUAUAGGUUAUGGGACUGUUACUUCUUUAGCUGAUGCCGUUUGUUUUGAUUUAUUAGAAGAUAAUCCAAGUAAAUAUGGCCAACAAAGACUCUUCGGCGCCUUAGGAUGGGGCAUAUUUUCUGUAAUUUCAGGAUUUGUUACUGACCUUUUGAGCGAUGGCAGACCAAUUUUAGAUUACUCUUUCUGUUUUUAUACAUCAUUUGUAUUAAUCUGUAUAGAUAUUAUCGUUUGCAUAAAAAUGGAGUUUAGUCAGAACAAAACUUCAAAAACCUUUAUCCGAGAUAUAGGCCAGUUUUUCUUAAAUAUUAGAAACAACGUAUUUUUCAUAUGGUGUGCAUGUCUGGGAAUUUGUACUGCAUUAAUGUGGCAGUUUUUGUACUGGUUAAUUGAAGAUUUAUUAUCUAAAGAAGAUUGUAAUUUACAGUAAGUAUUAAAAAUUCUGAACAAUCUGAACAAAUUACAAUUUAUAGAAACCAUUAUGGGAGAGAUACCAUGCUUCUUUUUCUCUGGUUGGAUCAUGAAGAAAUUUGGAUACACCAACAUAAUGUCGCUAAUUCUAUUAUGUCUUGGAAUAAGAAUUUUUUUGUAUUGUGUGAUCCCGAAUCCCUGGUGGUUUCUACCAGUUGAACUUAUGAAUGGUAUUGAUUUUGGAUUAUGUUUUUGUACUAUGGCUUCUUACGCCAGCAGUAUUGCCCCAGAAGGUACCGAAUCUACUAUGCAGAGUUUAGUUGGAGCCAUUUAUGAAGGAAUUGGUAUCGCCAUAGGAAGUUCUGUUGCAGGAAUAUCAUAUAAGGAACAUGGAGGAGUCAAAACUUUUAAAUAUUUUGCUUAUUUUGCUUUAAUUGCAGCUAUUCUUCAUGUCAUUAUUCAAUAUACCCUUAAAUGUAAAAGUAAAAAAAAAUUAGAUAGUAAAUAA